This is a messenger RNA of Annulohypoxylon truncatum, 1468 nucleotides long. RefSeq names its product xylose isomerase-like protein. Bases 255 to 1310 code for a protein of 351 amino acids. Lineage: Eukaryota; Fungi; Ascomycota; Sordariomycetes; Xylariales; Hypoxylaceae. The record is from RefSeq and is a predicted model, not a curated record. The transcript has a single exon.
CCGCAUCUAUAGCGAUUGCUCACUCUGACACUUCGGUUCCCGGGUACGCCUGCACGGUGACAUUAGAGUUGCUUCUGCUGCUUGAUGAAAUCAGUUGACAGACAAACUUCAUACUUCCGGAUUGACCUCAUCUUAGCCCUGGCCGGAGUAGCUUAAAUAUCGCCCUUCUUUGGCUCGCUCAUUGACAAUGUGAGACAAGACCAUUGACCACCGUACGGAUCUUCGUGAAGAUAUCUGUAGCAAAAAUAGCAAAAAUGCCUUGUAAGCUAGCGAUAACGUCAAUGUCUCUCGGGCGGUGUACCGCGGGCCACUCCCUCGUUCAUAAGCUGGAUAUGGCUCGGCUAUACGGUUACAGAGGCGUCGAGCUCUUCUACGAAGACCUCCUAGACGUGGCGCGACAGCUACCCGAAGACACGGCGGUGGACAACGAACUUGAGGCAGCUCACAUCAUUCGCAGGCUCUGCCAGGAGAGGCGGCUCGCGAUCGUGUGCCUCCAGCCUUUCGCACACUACGAGGGAUUGCUGGACCGCCAGGCGCACCUCGGGCGCUUAGAGCAGCUCUUGUUCUGGUUCCGGCUAGCGAGAGCCUUGGGUACCGACAUGGUGCAGAUCCCGUCCAACUUCCUUCCGGCCUCCGAACUUUCAGAAGACCCUCGCGUCGCCGUCGAAGAUCUGAGAAAGGUGGCCGAUAUGGGCCUCCAGCAGAAGCCGCCGAUUCGUUUCGUGUACGAGGCGUUGUGCUGGGGUACACGUUGCGAUCUGUGGGAGCAGAGCUGGGAAAUCGUGCAAGCCGUCGACCGGCCCAACUUCGGCCUCUGCCUCGACACGUUCAACAUCGCCGGACGUAUCUACGCCGAUCCCUCCUCGCCGACGGGCCGCACCCCUAACUGCGACCAGGCCGUGAGAGAAUCGAUAGCUCGCCUCGUAGCUACCAUAGAUCUGAGAAAGGUGUUCUACGUACAAGUAGUCGACGCCGAGCGGUUGGCGGAACCGCUGAUAGAAGGACACGAGUUCUACGACGCCGAACAGCCGGCGCGGAUGAGCUGGUCUCGGAAUUGCAGACUCUUUUACGGCGAGAAGGACCGCGGCGCAUAUCUUCCGGUGGUGGAGAUAUCUCGAGCGAUCUUCCAGGGGUUAGGGUUCGAAGGAUGGGUGAGUAUGGAACUGUUCAACAGAAGGAUGUCGGACGAGGACGAGGUGGUGCCCCAAGAACUAGCAAGCCGAGGCGCCGUCGCUUGGGCAAAGCUUGUCAAGGACAUGAAGCUGAGGGUCGACGCCCCUGUCUCCGAGAGGAUGGUCGCAUGGCUAUGAUCGGUACAAUAACACUAUAGUCGAAAGGGAGUUGGGACAAUGACGUCGUUGAAGAGGCUCCAAUUCGAGCUCCAUCCCUUAAUUAACGUCUAUUGGUAUCCAUAUAUUAGGGUAGUACAGCACAUACAUAAUGUUAACGGUCCCGUUUCAAUAUCUCA